This is a messenger RNA of Physella acuta, 2234 nucleotides long. Its product is annotated as high-affinity choline transporter 1-like. Gene Ontology annotation, cellular component: plasma membrane. NCBI's taxonomy places the organism in Eukaryota, Metazoa, Mollusca, Gastropoda, Physidae. Gene Ontology annotation, molecular function: choline:sodium symporter activity. The record is from RefSeq and is a predicted model, not a curated record. Gene Ontology annotation, biological process: transmembrane transport; acetylcholine biosynthetic process; choline transport.
GUUUCAGUUGUUCAGCCAUCCACAGUUUGGCCAACAAGAUGGCGGUGUAUGUCCCAGGCCUUGUGGCCAUCCUGGUCUUUUAUCUGGUCAUAUUGGCCAUCGGGAUCUGGGCCGCCAGGAAGGCGGGGAUCAGGGCCACACAGCUGCGUAUUGAUGACGUCAUGUUGGCCAAUAGAUCGAUUGGUUUAUUUAUUGGAUCAUUUACUAUGACAGCUACGUGGGUAGGUGGCGGAUACAUUAAUGGCAGCACCGAGGUCGUAGCCUUUGAUGGACUGGUGUGGUGUCAGGCUCCUAUAGGGUACAGCCUCAGUCUACUUUUUGGUGGGUUUUUCUUCGCCACCAAGAUGCGUAGUUCUGGCUUCAUCACAAUGUUGGACCCCUUCCACUGGAAGUACGGAGACCUGAUGAAUUGCCUGCUCUACAUCCCAGCACUCAGUGGGGACGUCUUCUGGUCGGCCUCCAUACUGGCGUCUCUUGGAGCGACCUUGAAGGUUGUCCUUGAACUUGACCUUGUGGUAGCCACCGUCGUGUCAGCAGCCUUCGCCCUCUGCUACACACUGGUAGGCGGGCUCUACUCGGUGGCCUACACGGACGUUGUCCAGCUCAUCUGUAUCUUCAUUGGCCUGUGGAUCUGUGUCCCAUUCGCUAUGCUACACGAGGCGACACUGCCAAUAACAACCAACAGCUCGGACCUGUGGUACGGCACUCUGGACCCGGCAUACAUCGGCAACUAUGUGGACUUCGGCCUGCUGCUCAUCUUUGGUGGCAUUCCCUGGCAGGUAUAUUGGCAGAGGGCUCUAGCAGCUAAGACAGUCUACGUGGCUAAAACUCUCAGCAUCCUGUCGGCUGUUGGCUGCGUCAUCAUGGCUGUACCGGCUGUUUUAAUGGGAGCUGUAGCGGCUUCCACGGACUGGAACCAGACUGAGUACGGGAGUCCAAGACUUCUGGCAUCUGACCGCACCCUGACGCUACCCCUAGUCAUGCGGUACCUGUGCCCGACUGCGGUGACUUUUAUCGGCCUCGGUGCCGUGUCGGCCGCCGUCAUGUCGUCCACGGAUUCCUCCAUCUUGUCCUCCAGCUGCAUGUUUGCCAGGAACGUCUUCGGCGUCAUCUACACUAGGGUUUAUAGAGAGAAGCCCUCAGAAACCAAGAUUGUGUGGGUGAUGCGGGUCUCUCAAGUCGUCAUCACCGCCAUGUCAUGCGCAAUGGCCAUCUCGGUCAACUCUAUCUACUACCUGUUCCUCUUGUGCUCAGACUUUGUCUACGUCAUCCUCUUCCCCCAGCUGGUCUGCGUCAUGUACCUCAAGGGGAGCAACUCCUACGGCUCCCUGUCCGCCUUUGUGGUGGGGCUAGUUGUCCGGCUGCUUGGUGGCGAGAAGGGCCUUAGUCUGCCGGCAACGAUCAUCUUCCCUUGGUACGACACGAACACGGAGACCCAAUUAUUCCCCUUUAGGACGAUGUCCAUGCUUCUCUCCCUCUUCACGCUGAUCGUCGUCUCCUACACCAUCGACUUCCUGUUUAGAUACCAGGUGGUGCCGUUAAAAUAUGACUUCUACAGGUGUUUCCAGCAUCUUAAAGACAGCGGCGUUUCAUCGACCCAGCUGGUCAGCGUGAGCAGUACAUCAGUGGUCAGCAUUGACACAGUGCUCACCAACACAUCUUCUGACACCCACUGUGUAGGGGAGAGGGGCAGUGAUCAAAUCAAGGGAGAUAAUGUACGAUUCAGGGGAAGCAAUUCUGACCAAAGAUACCUCUUCAGUACCCCAACGUUGCAAGCUAUCAUACAUAAAGAUGGUGACAGUGUUGGUGUUUGACCAAAACAAAAUGUUAGACUAUAACAGUGAUCCAAGCUGUUUAAAUGUUCAUUCAGCUAUUACGUAGUAAAACAUAUCCUGUAUUUUUUAUGUUAUAGACUGCCUUAUAAAAGUAAAACUUAUGUUUCCUUAGUCGGCAGAAUGAUUCCAAAGUAAAUAAAUUGGUGUCGGUAAGAUAUAGACCACAUACUAAUAAAAAAAUUUCCAUUUUAAUUAUUUUUAAAUAAUUAUUUAUUUUGUAUUAUAUUUUAUUUGGUCCAAGACUUGUAAAGCUUCUUUUUCUUUACUUUAAAAUUUGUGUUUGAAAAAUUUAGCGUUGACAGUUUCGAGGCUAGGUUUGAUCUAGGCAUUAGACAUAGAGACCAUCUUGUCCAACCAUCACUGAGAUAAAACAUGUCCCAUUAGAGCUGAUAGACUCGU